AUGGGAUCAUUUUUCUCAAAACUCUGGCAGCUUCUGUUUAGUGAUGAAGAGAGACGAAUUCUAAUGCUUGGACUCGAUGCAUCUGGAAAAACAACCAUUCUUUACAAACUUAAGCUUGAUGAAGUAGUAUCCACAAUUCCAACAAUUGGCUUUAAUGUUGAAGAAGUCAAAUAUCGAAGUAUUCAUUUUCAAAUCUGAGAUAUUGGUGGCCAAUUGAAACUAAGAGAUUUAUGGCAUUACUACUAUAAAGAUACAGAGGCUAUUAUUUUCGUCAUUGAUUCAAUUGAUCGAGAAAGAAUUGAAGAAGCUAAUGAAGCGCUUCAUAAAAUGCUUGCUAAUGAGUUGAUUAUUCCCCCCUCCGUUAACAACUAA
Messenger RNA from Blepharisma stoltei, 372 nucleotides. The record is from the annotation of a GenBank genome assembly. NCBI's taxonomy places the organism in Eukaryota, Ciliophora, Heterotrichea, Heterotrichida, Blepharismidae.